GGCUUUUGCCAAGAACUCUCCGUGCCCUGAAGCUCUCAGCUCUCCCAUUGGUCCACUUAGUUUCACUGUAUUGAGAGGCAUAUUUUCAAGUUGCAGAGCAGUGGUAACUGCCAGUGUCUCUUGGGAGCCAGGUGCCUUGUGUUCGGGGACCACAGCCGGUGACAAUGACAGCUGACGAGUUGGUUUUCUUUGUGAAUGGCAAAAAGGUGGUGGAGAAAAAUGCGGAUCCAGAAACGACCCUUUUGACCUAUCUGAGAAGAAAGUUGGGACUCCGUGGGACCAAGCUGGGUUGUGGAGAAGGAGGCUGCGGGGCUUGCACAGUGAUGCUUUCCAAGUAUGACGUUUUCCAGAACAAGAUCGUUCACUUUUCUGCCAAUGCCUGCCUGGCCCCCAUCUGUUCCUUGCACCAUGUUGCCGUGACGACUGUGGAAGGAAUAGGAAAUACCAAGACCAGGUUGCAUCCUGUGCAGGAGCGAAUUGCCAAAAGCCAUGGCUCUCAGUGUGGCUUCUGCACCCCUGGCAUCGUCAUGAGCAUGUACACGCUGCUCCGGAACCAGCCUCAACCCAGCAUGGAGGAGAUUGAGGACGCCUUCCAAGGAAAUCUGUGCCGCUGCACAGGCUACAGGUCCAUCCUCCAGGGCUUCCGGACCUUCGCCACGGAUGGUGGAUGCUGCGGUGGAAAUGGGAGCAACCCAAACUGCUGCAUGAACCAGAAGAAAGACGACACGCAGAUCACUCUCUCGCCAUCUUUAUUCAACCCAGAGGAGUUCAUGCCCUUGGAUCCCACCCAGGAGCCCAUCUUCCCCCCAGAGCUGCUGAGGCUGAAAGACACUCCUCAGAAGCGGCUGUGCUUUAAAGGAGAGCGUGUGACCUGGAUCCAGGUUUCAAUGCUGAAGGAGCUGCUGGAUCUCAAAGCGCAGCACCCCGAGGCCAAGCUGGUGGUGGGGAACACGGAGAUUGGCAUUGAGAUGAAGUUUAAGAAUAAGCUGUUUCCUACGAUUGUCUGCCCAGCCUGGAUCCCAGAGCUCAAUUCAGUGGAGCAUGGGCCUGACGGAAUCUCCUUUGGAGCUGCUUGUUCCCUGAACCUCAUGGAACAGACACUGUAUGAAGCAGUUGACAAGCUGCCUGCCUACAAAACAGAGGUGUUCAAAGGGGUCCUGGAGCAGCUGCGCUGGUUUGCGGGGAAGCAGGUCAAGUCUGUGGCGUCCAUCGGCGGGAACAUCAUCAAUGCUAGCCCCAUCUCCGACCUCAAUCCUGUGUUCAUGGCCAGCGGGGCCAAGCUGACCAUCGUGUCCAGAGGCACCAAGAAGACACUUCAGAUGGACCACAACUUCUUCCCUGGCUACAGAAAGACCCUCUUGAAAGAAGAGGAGAUACUUCUUUCCAUUGAAAUCCCAUACAGCAGGGAGGGCGAGUUUUUCUCAGCAUUCAAGCAGGCCUCCCGGAGGGAAGACGACAUAGCCAAGGUGACCUGCGGCAUGAGGGUCCUUUUCCAGCCAGGAAGCACAAAGGUCAAGGAGCUGGCCCUGUGCUACGGCGGGAUGGCCGACAGGACCAUCGCGGCCUGUAAGACCACGGAGAAGCAGCUGUCCAAGUUCUGGAAUGAGCAGUUGCUAGAGGACGUGUGUGCAGGCCUGGCGGAGGAGCUGUAUCUGUCCCCCGACGCCCCUGGUGGCAUGGUGAACUUCCGGCGCACUCUCACUGUUAGCUUCUUCUUCAAGUUCUACCUGACGGUGCUUCAGAAGCUGGGCAAACAGGAUGCUGAUGAUAAGUGUGGUAAACUGGACCCCACCUUUGCCAGCGCUACUUUACUCUUUCAGAAAGACCCUCCGACCAAUGUCCAGCUUUUUCAAGAAGUGCCCAAGGGUCAGUCUAAGGAAGAUAUGGUGGGCCGGCCCCUGCCCCACCUGGCUGCCAACCUGCAGGCAACUGGGGAGGCUGUGUACUGUGAUGACAUUCCUUGCUAUGAAAAUGAGCUGUCCCUCCGGAUGGUCACCAGCACCCGGGCUCAUGCCAAGAUCAAGUCUAUAGAUUUGUCAGAAGCUAAGAAGGUGCCAGGAUUUGAGUGCUUUCUCUCUGCUGAUGAUAUUCCUGGGAGUAGAAAAACUGGAAUUUGUGGUGAUGAAUCAGUCUUUGAGAAGGAUGAGGUGACUUGUGUGGGGCACAUCAUUGGUGCUGUGGUUGCUGACACCCCAGAACAUGCACAGAGAGCUGCUCUAGGGGUAAAAAUCACCUAUGAAGAUCUCCCAGCUAUCAUCACAAUGGAGGAUGCUAUAAAAAACAACUCCUUCUAUGGAUCCGAGCUGAAGAUUGAAAAAGGGGACCUCAAGAAGGGAUUUUCAGAAGCAGAUAACAUUGUUUCAGGUGAGCUGUACAUCGGUGGCCAAGAACACUUCUACCUGGAGACUCACUGCAGCAUUGCCGUCCCAAAAAGAGAGUCAGGGGAGAUGGAACUCUUUGUGUCUACACAGAACCCCACAAAGACCCAGACGUUUGUUGCAAACCUGUUAGGGGUUCCAGAAAAUCGGAUUGUGGUGCGAGUAAAGAGAAUGGGAGGAGGCUUUGGAGGGAAGGAGUCCCGGAGCACGCUGGUGUCCACAGCUGUGGCCCUGGCUGCACACAAGACUGGCCGCCCCGUGCGCUGCAUGCUGGACCGUGAUGAGGACAUGCUGAUAACUGGCGGCAGGCAUCCCUUCUUGGCCAGAUACAAGGUUGGCUUCAUGAAGACGGGGAAGGUUGUGGCCUUGGAGGUGGAACACUACAGCAAUGCCGGGAACACCAUAGAUCUGUCCCAGAGUAUCAUGGAACGUGCUCUGUUCCACAUGGACAACUGCUAUAAAAUCCCCAACAUCCGGGGCACUGGGCGGCUGUGCAAGACCAACCUGCCUUCCAACACUGCCUUCCGGGGCUUUGGGGGCCCCCAGGGGAUGCUCAUCGCUGAGUAUUGGAUGUCUGAAGUCGCAGAGACCUGUGGGCUGCCUGCAGAGGAAGUGCGGAGGAAGAACAUGUACAAAGAAGGGGACGUGACUCACUUCAACCAGAAGCUUGAGGGGUUCAACUUGCUCAGGUGCUGGGAUGAAUGCCUGGCGAAUUCUCAGUAUCAGGCUCGGAGGAGCGAGGUGGAGAAGUUCAACAAGGAGAAUUGUUGGAAAAAGAGAGGAUUGAGCAUAAUUCCUACCAAGUUUGGAAUAAGCUUCACAGUUCCUUUUAUGAAUCAGGCCGGAGCCCUGAUCCAUGUGUACACAGAUGGCUCUGUGCUGCUGACCCACGGGGGCACUGAGAUGGGCCAGGGCCUCCACACCAAGAUGAUCCAGGUGGCUAGCAAAGCUCUGCACAUCCCCACUUCUGAUAUUUUCAUCAGUGAGACAAGCACUAACACCGUGCCCAACACCUCUCCCACAGCUGCCUCCGUCAGCGCGGACAUCAACGGCCAGGCUGUCUAUGAAGCUUGUCAGACGAUCCUGAAAAGACUGGAACCCUUCAAGAAAAAGAAUCCUAGUGGCUCCUGGAAAGACUGGGUCAUAGCUGCCUACAUGAAUGCGGUGAGCUUGUCUGCUACUGGCUUUUACAAAACACCCAACCUUGGCUACAGCUUUGAAACCAACACAGGGAAUCCCUUCCACUACUUCAGCUAUGGGGUGGCUUGUUCCGAGGUGGAAAUUGACUGCUUAACAGGAGAUCAUAAGAACCUCCGCACAGACAUCGUCAUGGACGUUGGGACCAGUCUGAACCCUGCCAUCGAUAUUGGACAGGUGGAAGGGGCAUUUGUCCAGGGCCUUGGCCUCUUCACCCUGGAGGAGCUGCACUACUCCCCUGAGGGGAGCCUGCUCACCCGUGGCCCUGGCACCUACAAGAUUCCUGCAUUUGGCAGCAUCCCCACUGAGUUCCGGGUGUCCCUGCUCCGGGAUUGCCCCAACAAGAAGGCCAUCUAUGCAUCCAAGGCUGUUGGGGAGCCGCCCCUUUUCCUGGCCUCCUCCAUCUUCUUUGCCAUCCAAGAUGCUAUCCGUGCAGCUCGAUCUCAGCACAAAGAUUGUAAUACCAAGAAAUCUUUCCGGCUAGACAGCCCUGCCACCCCGGAGAAGAUCCGCAAUGCCUGCGGGGACAAGUUCACCACCUUGUGUGAUACUCCUGUGCCAGAAAAUUGUAAACCUUGGUCUCUGAGGGUCUGAAGAGAAAGCCUCCAACGGAGCCUUCUUGUGUUACCCUGGAGCUUCCUUCCAUGGAGCAGGGAGCAUGCCCUGCAGAACACGAAUCUAUAAUGUUGAAGGAUGAGAAUACUAUGAUUUGUCAAGAUGGCAAUUGGGAGAACAUUGAAUGCAUUGGGAGAUUUUGAUCAAAAAUGUGAUUUGCAAGCAUAAUGAUCAACAAAUUCAGAACUUCUAGGCCUAAGUGGCUCAUAUGCAAUAAGGAUCAUUUCAUGUCUGUUUUAAUCGUGUAUUUGAGAUAGAUUUAGGAAGUGCUUGUUCUGUGUCCCUACUCUGUGGACAGCCUGCAAACCU
Talpa occidentalis (Iberian mole) is the source of this 4499-nucleotide messenger RNA. RefSeq names its product xanthine dehydrogenase (gene XDH). The transcript has 36 exons. Bases 165 to 4169 code for a protein of 1334 amino acids. Gene Ontology annotation, molecular function: FAD binding; xanthine dehydrogenase activity; molybdopterin cofactor binding. Lineage: Eukaryota; Metazoa; Chordata; Mammalia; Eulipotyphla; Talpidae. The record is from RefSeq and is a predicted model, not a curated record.